AUGGCCGCCAGCUUCUGGGAAUCGACCCAGCGUCGCUUCUGGAUAUUCAACAAGGACGAGAUAGGCAGGACACGGGAAAAGCUCAAGGAAGAUGAGCAGAACUUGGUGCACAUGUUCCCCCUGCCCGAAUGGAGACACCUCAGCAUCUACUUCAACCAGCAGGUCACUCGCCUCGCUCGACGGCUGGCCCUUCGGCAACAAGUGGUAGCUACUGCUCAGAUGUACAUCAAACGCUUCUAUACAAAGGUUGAAGUUCGUCGAACCAAUCCGUAUCUUGUCUGUGCGACGGCGCUGUACCUGGCAUGCAAGAUGGAGGAGUCACCUCAACACAUUAGGCUUGUAGUUCAGGAGGCUCGAUCCCUUUGGCCAGACUUCCUCACUCUGGACAUGUCAAGACUAGGCGAAUGCGAAUUCUUCCUUAUUUCCGAAAUGAGCGCCCAGAUGAUCAUACACCAACCCUACCGAACUCUAACGACUCUACAGUCCGACUUCUACCUCUCCCAGGAUGAGAUAAACCUCUCCUGGUCCAUAAUCAACGACCACUAUAUGACCGAUCUGCCUCUCCUCUAUCCGCCUCACAUUAUCGCACUCACCGCCAUCCUGCUGUCACUGGUUCUCCGACCGAAUCCCGUGCCAGGCGGGCAGGCAACCGGCAUGGCAGCGGCACAAGCAGCUUUGGCUCAGGCACAAGGAGCCAGAGGGCUGGUCUCUGGAAUGAGCAGUGGCCAGACCACCCCAGUUGGUUCUACAGAAAAGGACAAGUCAAACGAGGCAAGGGUCGGGAAGCUGCAGCGAUUUGCGGCCUUCCUCGCAGAAAGCAAUGUUGAUAUCGAAGGCAUGGUUGACUGUACGCAGGAGCUGAUAUCAUUCUACGAAGUCCACGAGCAGUACAAUGAUAAGGCAGUCAGGGACCAGGUCAACAGAUUCAUCAAAGCCCGAGGAUUAGACAAGGGCUGA
Truncatella angustata is the source of this 957-nucleotide messenger RNA. Its product is annotated as C-type cyclin-like Fic1p. Gene Ontology annotation, cellular component: mediator complex; nucleus. The record is from RefSeq and is a predicted model, not a curated record. NCBI's taxonomy places the organism in Eukaryota, Fungi, Ascomycota, Sordariomycetes, Amphisphaeriales, Sporocadaceae. The transcript is spliced from 3 exons. Gene Ontology annotation, biological process: positive regulation of transcription by RNA polymerase II. Gene Ontology annotation, molecular function: cyclin-dependent protein serine/threonine kinase regulator activity. Bases 1 to 957 code for a protein of 318 amino acids.